AUGUUGCCAGUACAGGGACAAGCAGAGACCAUCUACAAUGUCUCAAGGGUCUUGAAUCAGUAUGAAUUCAAGCUCAAUGAGAUCAAUCAGAAGAUCUGGUCCAAUCCCGAGCUAGCAUUUACGGAGCACAACGCCCACGACAAUAUCUGCGAACUUUUCGAGUCACUCGGCGCUGGAUACUAG
This is a messenger RNA of Penicillium digitatum Pd1, 183 nucleotides long. The record is from RefSeq and is a predicted model, not a curated record. NCBI's taxonomy places the organism in Eukaryota, Fungi, Ascomycota, Eurotiomycetes, Eurotiales, Aspergillaceae.